AAGCGGAGAGGUUCCUAUAAGGUGUCAGGAUGUCGCUGUCUAUUUUGCCAUGGAGGAGUGGGAAUAUUUAGCAAAACACAAGGAUCUGUACAAGGAUGUCAUGAUGGAGAACCAUCAGUCUCUCACAUCACCGGGUGAAGACAGGAUAAGAUAUUCCAAUAAGCAUCUCCAUUUCUCUUCAUACCAUCAAGCAGAAGAUAACAAUACCACACAAGCUAAUUCAAUAACUCCUAAUGUACCCUCAGUUCUUCACAGAGGAGAUCUAUCCACCGAUACUGCUGGACACAAGAAACCUUCAACACUGAUUGGCAGAACAAGAACUAAACAGAAAUGUGGGAAACAUUUUAAAAGGAAAUCUAAUCUUUUCUUGCUUGAGAGAAAUCAUGGAGUGAAAAAGUCAUUUUCAUGCUCAGAAUGUGGAAAAUCUUUUAGCAAGAAAUUAUUUCUGGAUCAACAUCAGAGAACUCACACAGGAGAGAAGCCAUUUUUAUGUUCAAAAUGUGGGAAAUCUUUUAGUCGGAAAUCACUACUUGUGUACCAUCUAAGAAUCCACUUAGGGGAAAAGCCAUUUUCAUGUCCUGAAUGUGGGAGGUGUUUUAGUCAGAAAUCAAAUCUUCAUAGACAUCAGAAAGCUCACACAGGGGAGAAGCCAUUUUCAUGUUCAGAAUGUGGGAAAUGUUUUAGUCGGAAAUCACAACUUGAGAUCCAUCUAAAAAGCCACAUAGGGGAAAAGCCAUUUUCAUGUCCUGAAUGUGGGAAAUGUUUUAGUCAGAAUUCGUAUCUUCUUAGACAUCAGAGAACUCACACAGGGGAGAAGCCAUUUUUAUGUUCAGAAUGUGGGAAAUGUUUUAGUCGGAAAUCACAACUUGUAAUCCAUCUAAGAAUCCACUUAGGGGAAAAGCCAUUUUCAUGUUCUGAAUGUGGGAAGUGUUUUAGUCAGAAUACGCAUCUUCUUAUACAUCAGAAAGCUCACACAGGGGAGAAGCCAUUUUUAUGUUCAGAAUGUGGGAAAUGUUUUAGUCGGAAAUCACAACUUGUAAUCCAUCUAGGAAUCCACUUAGGGGAAAAGCCAUUUUCAUGUUCUGAAUGUGGGAAGUGUUUUAGUCAAAAUUCGUAUCUUCUUAGACAUCAGAAAGCUCACUCAGGGGAGAAGCCAUUUUCAUGUACUGAAUGUGGUAAAUGUUUUAGUCUGAAAUCAUCUUUUGUUAGACAUCAGAAAGCUCACUCCGGGGAGAAGCCAUUUUCAUGUCCUGAAUGUGGUAAGCGUUUUAUUCAGAAAUCAGAUCUUCAUAGACAUCAGAAAGAUCACACAGGGGAGAAGCCAUAUUCAUGUUCAGAAUGUGGGAAAUGUUUUAGUCUGAAAUCGUGUUUUGUUAGACAUCAGAGAACUCACACAGGGGAGUAGCCAUUUUCAUGUUUAAAAUGUGAAAAAUCUUUUAGUCAGAAAUCACGUCUUGUUAGACACCACAAAGUUCACACCGAGGAGAAGCAAUUUUCAUGUUCAGAAAGUGGAAAAUUUUUUAGUCAUAUAUCAAGUCUUGCUAAACCUCAGAAAACUCACACGGAAAAGAGAAGCCAAUAUAAGUCAGAAAUACAAGACAUAAUGUAACUCACACAUUCUUACUACAGAUGGCAGGAUCUCAGUCUGUGAAUCAGUUAUAGAUACAAGCCAGGUCUUGUUUUAAAGCUGACAAUCCGGUGAAGAGAAAUCCAGCACUGCAUGGGGAUCCAGGUAAAAUCUCUUUUAUUUCAUGUGCUAUAACAUCCAACAGACCAGUAUAGAAGUCGCAAAUAUGUUUCAGACCCAUCGGUCCUUACUCAUAGGAUAGUUUUCUACUUGCUUCAAGGAAAGCGGCAGUUGGGGAGUUUGACUGGGGCGGCACACCUGUCAAUCCAUUACACAGAUGUCCUCAGGUGAGCUGAGGGAGGAUGGAAACCUCCCAUUGAUAACUACAGUAUGCUAUAAGUAAAGACUGUUGGGUCUUAAACUUGUAAACAACUGCACCAGUAUGUUGGAAGUGCUACUUCAUAGAAUAGAGAGAUUUUAUCUGGAUCCCUGUGCAGUGCUGGAUUUCUCUUCACGUUUGAUAAUUUGCUCCAAAACCUUCCAUGCAUUUAGGGAGUAUCCAUGAGAAAAGAGGUGAGCUGAACUGUGUUAUGUAUUUGAAGCUGACAAUCUAGGCUUCAAAACAAGAUCAUGGUCCAAGGCCUUUAGAAACAGGUGCCAGUGAAAGCUGCAUAAACCUGCAGCUCUUACUCACAAGACAAUUUCUAAGGGCUAUAUCUCCUGAUGUGAAGCAGGUAAUGAUCCUGUAGUGGCACCAAAAUGCUUGAUGACCUCUCACCUUGAUAAGUGCACAGGACCUAAACUAAAGGGGAAACAGAAGUCAGACAGGACAGGUUGGAACCAGAGAAUAAAAGUCAGAACCAAAAUGAGAAACAAACUCUUGAGUAUAAUACGAAACAGGUCAAUACCAGGGAGUUACAUCAGGAGUCAAAUAGUCGAAUUCAGGAAUGGGUCAGCAAUCAGAAAGGCUGAGUUAUAAACAGUGGCACAAAACACGCUUGUGUGGCAAGAAAGACCAAUCACAGGCAACUGUGGUCAGUAGUUGCCUGUUUAAAUACUCUGCCAACACCAAGCCCAAUUGGUCCAGCUUCCCAUAGCCACCAUAGCAAUGCAGAGAUUGCCACGGUAGCGCGGGCAGAUAAGUACAUGGCAUACCUAUACUUAUUUGGGAAAAUCAUAAUCGUACUGACCUGCAGAAUGAAGGUACCAUAUUUUUAUUCUAUAUGGUAAGCAGUGCAAAUUUCCAAAUGCAAAUGGUGGAAUUGCUGUUGUUUUUUCACAUUCCCACACAGAAAAAGUUAAUGAAAUAAAUCCAUACGUUGUAUGUGCCCUAAGACUGCCCAAAAAGUUGGAAGGCAACCGUGGAAAAAAUCAUUCAUCCUAAAUGCCUAAAAUAUGGCAGUAAUGGGGUUUGGGGAUACAGAGGCUGAGAAUUGAAAGGAUAGGUGUAAGUAAGAAAAGAAAGAAAGAAAGUAGUAUUCAUAAUAUAUAAAGCACAAAUAAAGCAUGACAGCGAAGACAAAAGAGAACAUGUAUUAAAGCUUGUAGGGAAAUAAAAUUGAGUUGUUGCCCAAGACAAACAAUCAAAUCCCUUCUUUAAUUUUCCAAAAGCUGCCUGAAAAAGUAUAGUUGGAAUGGGAUUGGUUGCCAUUAGCACUGGUUUUGAUAAUUUCUCCUAUUUACUUCAUGCUUCCUAGCUUGAUAUUGUCUCAAUAAAGCUUGAUUAAUAUAAAUAAAAUUUGUUUUAGGAAAGUAGGAAAAUUUUGUUUUAAUUUUCUAUGUGAAGACAGGAUGAGAGACUCCCAUAAGCAUCUCCAUUUACCACCCUAUGAUGAAGUAGAAGAUAACAAUCCCACACAAGAUGAUUCAAUAAUUCCUAAUCCCUCAAUCCUUCACAGCGGAGAUCUAUCCACUGAUACUGCUGGUCACAAGAAACCUUCAUCAAAGCAAUCAUUAAUUGGCAAAACAAGAAAAAAACUGAAAUGUGGGAAAUAUUUUAAAGGAAAUCUGAUCUUUCCUUAUAUGAGAGAAAUCACAGAGAUAAAAGGUUAUUUUCGUCAGAAUGUGGAAAAUCUUUUACCAGGAAAUUUAUUCUGGAUUCACAUGAGAGAACUCAGACAGGGGAGAAGCCAUAUUCAUGCCCAGAAUGUGGGAAAUGCUUUUGUCGGGAAAAAAAAAGUCUUGCUACACAUGAGAGAACUCACACUGAAGAGAGGACACUACCGGUCAGAAGUACAGGACAUAAUGCAACUCAUACAUUCUUACUACAUAUGGCAGGAUCUCAGCUUGUGAAGAAACUAUCGAUGCAAGCCAGGUCUUAUUUUAAAGCUGACAAUCAUGUGAGGAGAAAUCCAACACUGCA
Bufo bufo (common toad) is the source of this 3929-nucleotide messenger RNA. Its product is annotated as zinc finger protein OZF-like. Bases 50 to 1405 code for a protein of 451 amino acids. The record is from RefSeq and is a predicted model, not a curated record. NCBI's taxonomy places the organism in Eukaryota, Metazoa, Chordata, Amphibia, Anura, Bufonidae. The transcript is spliced from 3 exons. Gene Ontology annotation, biological process: regulation of DNA-templated transcription.